This is a messenger RNA of Seminavis robusta, 453 nucleotides long. The record is from the annotation of a GenBank genome assembly. NCBI's taxonomy places the organism in Eukaryota, Bacillariophyta, Bacillariophyceae, Naviculales, Naviculaceae.
AUGCAAAUGUGGCGGACAAAGAAUAGCCAUGCUGAGCCGAGCAUUAACGCAGCCAUGCACCACCGAGUAAGGGAGGGACCACCUUGCAGCGAGCAAAGAGGAGGAUCGUUUGGCGAGUGCCUCUGCUUCGGCACCAAGGAGACCAUCAUCAGAGACGACAAACAGAGUAAAGUGGGGGCGUUGAGAGAGACAGGCUUGGAGAUGUUUGCUUUUCUUAUCGCAUUGGCCAUUGCGAAGGACCUUGUGCGGAUCUUUGCAACUAUGAGAAGCAGCAUCAAGAUUGAUGACAUGAACAUCAAUUAUGCCGUCAGUUCCAUGUUGCCAGAGGCCACAGAUAAGGAGACCGCCUCGUUCCUCGGCCGGGGGGAGAAGUGUAGGAGAGUCGAUGGGAGGCAAAGCAUCCGUAGAGGCAGAACGACUAAGAUGGAUACGGGGUUCAUACUGGCAGGAUAG